AUGAAGAAAGUGGUUAAGUUCAUGAGCUGGGUGGGCUUCAGGAAUCUUGAGGGUCCUGAGCCUUUGUACAUCAUCGAUAAGAGUGAGCUACCAAAGCUCCACAGAGCUGCAUAUUUAGGCUACGAUGAAAAACUGCGGAAGUUGCUGUCACGUAAGAAAAAUGCCGUAGACAGCAGAGACAAGUAUGACAGGACUCCGCUACACGUAGCCUGCAUCAGCGGCUGUCCAGCAGUGGUGGCUCUCCUUACCCAGUUCCACUGUGAUCUGAAUGCUCGUGACAAGGAAAGGACGACAGCUCUCAUCAGGGCUGUCCAAUCCCUGAACAAGAGAUGUGCCGGUAUCCUGCUGGAACACGGUGCUAACCCAAAUCUUGAGGACGGCAAUCAAAACACUGCUCUCCAUUAUGCCAUCUUGGAAGAGAGCGUGUCGAUUGCAACACAGCUGCUUCGCCAUAAUGCAAAUAUCGAGGCGAUAGACAAGAGUAAUUUGACACCAUUUUUACUCGCUGUCAAGGAGAACAAAAAGGAAAUGGUCAAAUUUUUGAUAGAGAAUGGGGCAAAUGUACAUGCAGUUGACAACGUGCGAAGAUCAGCGCUCAUGCUUGCUGUAUUUCAUGACUCACCGGACAUAGUCAAGUUACUUCUUCAAGAAGGUGUUAGUCCCUAUUCUCAAGAUUCACACGGAAUGUCUGCUGAGCAAUAUGCAUAUUCUAAUGGGUUUGAACAGUAAGUGUUUACAUUAAAAUGCCAAUUAUGUCUUAACUGAGGUUGGAAAUGACCUAACUGUUACUUGUUAUGUGGCAGGUGAGAGUUCCUAGUUGGGAGCAGGCACUUUGGGGAUGGCAGUGAGACCCUCCACAUCAUCAGCUGGAAACCAGCAAAAGGCUAGACUAGUGAGAUGGAGCAGUGGGCACAGGGUUCUUUAGCUCAGGCUUUGUAAGACCUUCAUCCUUAGGGAUCCUACUGUUCUCCAUUUCAUUCCAGUGUAACCCCUGUGCAUGGGGGCACAAAUAAUAUCACAUAUCUAAUUUUUCUAACUAAUUAUUUGGGUCUUGAAAUGUUUAGUUGAGCAGAAAAUCCUGUGUUUUCCUCUGGGGACUUUCUUCUAUAAUCUUCCUUUUGAAUUUUCCAGGAACCU
Molecule: messenger RNA, 1137 nt
Organism: Vicugna pacos (alpaca)
Lineage: Eukaryota; Metazoa; Chordata; Mammalia; Artiodactyla; Camelidae
Source: RefSeq, a predicted model, not a curated record